UAUGCUUCCUAUCAUGGGAAGUCUAAUAUACACAGGAAAUGGGCCAUGCCGAUUUAUCAGUUCAAUGUAAGCGAGCAGCACGAGCAGCAAAGUGACUUUCUGAGAUUUGAUUUCAGUCACAACAUCAUGUUGCAUUGCUAUAAUCAUACACUUCUAAGUGGGCUUUUAUCAUUCUUUUAUCGCUACUAUAUACUUAAUAGACCUGCUCCAAAAGCGAGCACCAUACGUAUGAUUAUUUUUAUCGUUCACGUACCUUCCUUCAUACAGUUAGUGAGUGCCUGA
This is a messenger RNA of Strongylus vulgaris, 282 nucleotides long. Lineage: Eukaryota; Metazoa; Nematoda; Chromadorea; Rhabditida; Strongylidae. The record is from the annotation of a GenBank genome assembly.